Molecule: messenger RNA, 981 nt
Organism: Orbicella faveolata
Lineage: Eukaryota; Metazoa; Cnidaria; Anthozoa; Scleractinia; Merulinidae
Source: RefSeq, a predicted model, not a curated record
AAUAAAAGUAGACUUGCUAGAGGAACGAUCCCCACGUUUGAUGAUUUCAUGACCUUCGUAAACACCGAAGCAGGGAUUGCAACAGAUCCAGUCUUUUCGCGAGGAGCCCUCCAUCACUUGGAUGGCUCAUUAGAUCGCCCUGAUCGUUCCAACAAAGGCAAAGGUUCUGGGAAGCCUAAAACUUUCGGGGACCGUGCUCGUGCCCCGCAUCACGUCUCCAAUCACGCAACAGAUGUAACCGCUGACAAAACAAUUGCUUCACGUAACCCUACCAUCAUUUGUAAGCUUUGCAACAAGGGGCACGACUUAGACGAUUGCCAAGCCUACUUGAAGAGAUCUUUACCAGAUAGGAAGGAGUUCCUCAAAGAAAAGGAGCUCUGUUUCGCAUGUUACGAUCCUGGCCACAGAUCUAACGGGUGCGCCCAGAGGAGAACUUGUAAGAAGUGUUCACGUCGUCAUCCCACGGGACUUCAUGAUGACAACUUCCGCAUCAAUCAAGUAGCCUCCAAGCAGCAGAUCCCCCCGCCUCCGCAGCGUAAGGAUCAUGUUGCGAAUGCUCACACUGAAAUGGCCCAAGCAACGUGUAAUGCCACUGGCGCUGAGAAAUCUGUCUGCGCUGUACCCAUCGUUCCUGUCAGGUUGAGAUCUGAGAAAGUGAAGUCCUCACUUACGCCAUGCUUGAUACUUGCAGCACCGGUUCCUUUGUUCUAGAAGAUAUCGCAUCCAGUUUGGGUGUAAACGGCACCGAUACACAGCUGAUGGUGAAGACCGUCAACGGCACCAAAUUACACGACGCCAAGGUUUUGAACGGAUUGGUCGUUUCAGAUUUAAAGGGUGACAAUACCGUGCAAUUACCGAAGAUCUUCGCCAAAAAGGACCUUUCUACCUGCGAUAACAUCCCUACGCCUGAACUUGCUCAUCGAUGGAAACAUCUUAAAGGCAUAGAAGCAGAUCUGCCACUACAGUUACCUAAUGCCAAGA